This is a messenger RNA of Suillus subalutaceus, 1163 nucleotides long. RefSeq lists its product as uncharacterized. Lineage: Eukaryota; Fungi; Basidiomycota; Agaricomycetes; Boletales; Suillaceae. The record is from RefSeq and is a predicted model, not a curated record. The transcript is spliced from 7 exons. The coding region runs from base 89 to 1078 and encodes 329 amino acids.
AUAACGAUAUACGUGAAAGCUGGUGAAGAUUCCUUUGCACCUUCCCACAUCUCCUAGUCCAUAGGCAACUGGACAUUUCUAUCUCUCCAUGGUCGCAAGUGGCAUACCAUUAGAUGCCGGUACUUUAAUGUCAACAGUGCUGGAAGGCAUUUUAUACGGCUUUUCAAUCCUUCUGUUUAUAGGUACGAUCUGGUCUUUGACCUACAAACGGCGCAUACGAGACAUCAAUCGCCCCAUUGCCGUGGUCGCCAUCUUGCUGUGCAUGCUGAGUACUGCGCACAUCAUCGUGGACAUUGUUCGUGUCGAAUACGCAUUUGUGACGUAUCGCAGCACGUACCCAGGCGGGCCAUCGGCAUUCUUCGCAGACGUUUCCCAACAAACGUAUGUGCUCAAGCAUGCGUUUUACGUCUUACAAACUCUACUUGCUGAUGGAGUGGUGAUUUAUCGCUGCUAUACUGUUUGGCAAUCCAUCUGGAUUAUCAUCCUACCAAGCAUACUGUGGUGCAGCGUCGCAGUGACUGGUGUUAUUGGCCUCUACAGUGCAUCGCAAUCCGGGAGUGACUCUGGAAACAUCUACGCCCAGAUGCUUGCGAACUGGGUCACGGCGUUCUUUUCCUUGACGAUCGCGACUAACCUAUUGAGUUCAGGAUUAUUGGUGUAUCGCAUCUGGUCGAUUGAGAGCAACGUCUCUAAAGCUCGCGCUACGAAAGGCACUAUGAUGCCAAUUGUGCGCGUGCUUGUGGAUACUGCUGUUUUGUACUCUGUGAUGCUAUUUAUAGCAUUAAUCUGUUUCGUCUGCACGAACAAUGGGGAAGUUGUUAUGCUGGACAUGAUCAUGCCGACCGUGUCGAUCGCCUUCUACAUGGUGCUUAUUCGCAUCGCAAUCGCUAGAAAAAACCGCCAUUACUCAAGUAUCAGUAUGCCCAGAAGGACAACUAGCGAGGCGGGACAGGAAAGCUCGCGGCAAAAUGCUAUGAAGCCUUUGCAGGUCCAUAUAUCCCAAUUCGAUGACGGUACUCCAGGGUUUGGCAAAGGGAAUGAGGACCAGCUAUUGCCAUGCCCGGCAGAGUCUGUGUAACACGCACCUCGAAAUAUGUACUCUACUUAAAUUUGACCUCAAUGCUAUACUAUCGUAACAGUGCUCGGCCGCGCCAGUCCCCGAC